This is a messenger RNA of Sarcophilus harrisii (Tasmanian devil), 6067 nucleotides long. It is a transcript of the gene ITCH, whose product is annotated as itchy E3 ubiquitin protein ligase. The coding region runs from base 733 to 3351 and encodes 872 amino acids. Gene Ontology annotation, biological process: protein K48-linked ubiquitination; protein K63-linked ubiquitination; ubiquitin-dependent protein catabolic process. The transcript has 24 exons. The record is from RefSeq and is a predicted model, not a curated record. Gene Ontology annotation, molecular function: ubiquitin protein ligase activity; protein binding. NCBI's taxonomy places the organism in Eukaryota, Metazoa, Chordata, Mammalia, Dasyuromorphia, Dasyuridae.
CAAAAGAAAACAUGCUUUCCAUAUCAGCAAAUAUAUUGAUUUUUAAAAAUGGAAUUUGUAGAGACAAUUUAAGGAUUGUAGGUCUCCCAAUGAACACCACAAAUCAGAAGUGAACAUCGUGAUAUAAAAUAGGAGAAAACUGCUCAGAACACCUAACUAAGCAAAGAAAAAUUAUCAAUUGAAAGUAUCCAUAGAUUGUCUCCAGGAAGAAAAAACCUAAGGUUUCAAAUUCCAAGACACAUAAUGAUUAAAUUUAACAAGUCUAUUAAGAAACAACAAAUUCUGCAAAUGACUAGGAGCAAUGCCUUCAAAUAUCAGUAAUACCUUCAUUUCAGUAAUACAUUAUUGCUCCCAUCAGAAAACAUAGGACAGAAUGGAGCGAUAUAUUCUAAAAGACAAUGGAGUUCGAGAUGUAGCCCAAGGUGACUUACACCUUAUAAUCUGAACUUAAAUAUAAAAGGAAAAAAAAAAAACACAGAUCAGUAAUAGAAGAGUUAAAACAUUCUGGAUUUGCAAGAGGUUUUUUUUUUUUUUUUAUUUAAAUUUUUGAAUACCCCAGACAGCAGAAAUGCAGAAGGUAUGAACGAAUGCAGCAACCAAGGACAGCAGCAGCAACAGAGAUAACAGUGAGACCAUUAUUAAGAAACUUUCUAAAUAUACACAAGGAGACAGAAGUGAAGGUGGAAGACAGGUAGAGAUGAUGGUGGAGAGGUCCAUAGUCCAGUUGGUGGCAUGUCUGGCAGUAGUUCACGGUCAGGGUCUGUGGGGGGAUUGACCAUGAAAUCACAACUUCAGAUCAUUGUCAUCUCAGCAAAACUUAAAGAAAAUAAAAAGAACUGGUUUGGACCAAGUCCUUAUGUGGAAGUCUCAGUAGAUGGACAGUCAAAGAAGACAGAAAAAUGCAGCAAUACCAACAGUCCCAAGUGGAAGCAGCCUCUUACUGUAAUUGUCACACCCAUCAGCAAAUUAAAUUUUCGUGUAUGGAGUCACCAGACAUUAAAAUCCGAUGUUUUACUGGGAAGUGCUGCUCUAGAUAUUCAUGAAACGUUAAAGUCAAAUAAUUUGAAACUUGAUGAAGUGAUUGUGACAUUACAACUUGUGGGUGACAAGGAGCCGACAGAAGUCAUAGGAGACUUGUCAGUUUGUCUUGAUGGACUACAGGUAGAUCCUGAGAUUCUAACGAAUGGCUAUGCCACAUGUUCAGAAGGUAGUUCACAGAGUGAUGAUUCCAGAACCAGGAAUGAUACAAGAUCAAGUACAAAUGACCCUGAAAAUGCUGAGGAAGCAGGAUCCAGCGAAAAUAGGAAGGUCAAUGGCAAUAAUUCUCCAUCACUAUCAAAUGGAGGUUUUAAACCUUCUAGGCCUCCAAGACCUUCACGGCCCCCUCCUCCCACUCCUCGUAGACCAGCAUCUGUCAAUGGUUCUCCAUCUGCACCUUCUGAAACUCCUACAUCUAGUACAGAGUCGUCACCAUCAGCAAAUAUGAGUGUAAUUCCUGAAGGAGCAACAGCUGGAGCAGCAGGUCCUAUUACAGUGGCUUUAACAACACCUCCAACUUCUAGACAAGUGCAGCCAAUAAAUUCUGCUUCUCAACAACUCAAUACAGUUAAUCAAGGUCCCCUUCCACCUGGUUGGGAACAGAGAGUGGAUCAGCAUGGACGAGUCUACUUUGUAGAUCAUAUUGAAAAAAGAACAUCAUGGGAUAGACCAGAACCUCUUCCUCCUGGCUGGGAACGUCGAGUUGACAACAUAGGACGUGUUUAUUAUGUUGACCACUUCACAAGAACAACCACCUGGCAGCGGCCAACUUUGGAGUCAGUUAGAAACUAUGAGCAAUGGCAACUUCAACGAAGUCAACUCCAAGGAGCAAUGCAGCAGUUUAACCAGAGAUUCAUUUAUGGGAAUCAAGAUUUGUUUACUUCAACUCAGAGUAAAGAAUUUGACCCUCUUGGACCUCUACCACCUGGAUGGGAGAAGAGGACAGAUAACAAUGGCAGAGUGUAUUUUGUCAAUCACAACACACGUAUUACACAGUGGGAAGAUCCCAGAAGUCAGGGUCAAUUAAAUGAAAAACCCUUACCAGAAGGCUGGGAAAUGAGAUUCACAGUGGAUGGGGUUCCAUACUUUGUGGAUCAUAAUAGGAGAACAACAACAUAUAUAGAUCCCCGAACUGGAAAAUCUGCUCUAGAUAAUGGACCCCAAAUAGCCUAUGUUAGGGAUUUCAAGGCAAAAGUUCACUAUUUCCGUUUCUGGUGUCAGCAACUGGCUAUGCCACAACACAUCAAGAUUACAGUGACAAGAAAAACUUUGUUUGAAGAUUCAUUUCAGCAGAUAAUGAGUUUCAAUCCCCAGGAUCUCCGAAGACGUUUGUGGGUAAUUUUUCCAGGAGAAGAAGGUUUAGAUUAUGGAGGUGUGGCAAGAGAAUGGUUCUUUCUUUUGUCACAUGAAGUGUUGAACCCAAUGUAUUGCCUGUUUGAAUAUGCAGGGAAGGAUAACUACUGCUUGCAGAUAAACCCAGCUUCUUAUAUCAAUCCAGAUCAUCUAAAAUAUUUCCGUUUUAUUGGCAGGUUUAUUGCCAUGGCAUUAUUCCAUGGAAAAUUCAUAGAUACAGGUUUUUCUUUGCCAUUCUAUAAACGUAUCUUGAACAAACCAGUUGGACUCAAGGACUUAGAAUCUAUUGAUCCAGAAUUUUACAAUUCUCUCAUCUGGGUUAAAGAAAACAAUAUUGAAGAAUGUGGUUUAGAGAUGUACUUUUCAGUUGAUAAGGAAAUUCUUGGUGAAAUUAAGAGUCAUGAAUUGAAACCCAAUGGCAGUAAUAUUCUGGUAACAGAAGAAAAUAAAGAAGAAUACAUUAGAAUGGUAGCUGAAUGGAGAUUAUCUCGGGGUGUUGAAGAGCAGACACAAGCUUUCUUUGAAGGGUUCAAUGAAAUUCUUCCCCAGCAGUACUUGCAAUACUUUGAUGCUAAGGAACUAGAGGUACUUUUGUGUGGAAUGCAAGAGAUUGAUUUAAAUGACUGGCAAAGACAUGCCAUCUACCGACAUUAUACUAGAACAAGCAAACAAAUCAUGUGGUUUUGGCAGUUUGUGAAAGAAAUUGACAAUGAAAAGAGAAUGAGACUGUUGCAGUUUGUUACUGGAACAUGCAGGUUGCCGGUUGGGGGAUUUGCUGAUCUCAUGGGGAGUAAUGGACCACAAAAGUUUUGCAUUGAAAAAGUUGGGAAAGAAAAUUGGUUACCUAGAAGUCAUACCUGUUUUAAUCGUUUGGAUCUACCACCCUACAAGAGCUAUGAACAACUUAAGGAAAAACUGUUAUUUGCUAUUGAGGAAACAGAAGGAUUUGGACAAGAAUAACCUCUGAGAAUUUGCACCCCUGAAGGACAUGAAUUUACUUGUAAUGUUUGUCCUUCACCUCUUCUGCUUGUUGCACAUCUUGUAAAUUGGACCGACUGUUUAAAGAGUUAUUUGUAUGUAAGUAAAUUGUUAUCCUUGCAAUCGAUGCCCUGGUAAUUCUGGAUUUCUACUGAGCCCUUCCAGAAAUAAGAUCUCCAAGCGACAUGGCUACAGAUGGAACCUGACUUAACUUGAGAUUUAACACAGCAAUGCAAUGACACCUGCCUUGUUUUACUAAACAAGAAUGUUUCUGUAACCUCUUAUUUGGUCAAGUCUUUCUUUUGGAGGUAGGUUUUUCUUUGGGAGAGCUGCAGACAUUGUGGGAAGUCCCUUUUUAACUGCAAUGUUCAGGUUCUUCAUCUUAAGCCUCUUGGUAAAAAGAAGAAUUUGAAAAUCAAGUUCAAGCUUAAGCCAGCUCCUAGGUUCCAGGAGCAAGCAUCCAGCUCGUGCCUAUUCUCAUUGCAGCUUGGCCUGACUGUUGUCCAAUUUGCAUCAUUUUGAUGUUACCUCUGGAAGUGAUUCAGAACUUGUGCAUCUGUUCACAAAUACCUUUUGCCGUUCAGUGCCACUACAAAAAUGAAAAUUUAGACAGAACUAAAUCCCAGCCUGCACAUGACAUUCUUAUGUUUGUCUCCUCAUUGGGAUUUUCAUCAUAGUGCAAAUGUUUCAAUUGUCCAAACAUUGCUAACACUCUAGGAAAAUGGCUUGGGAGUAGGAGGAAUUGUUCGCAUUGGCUGACUCUACAUGUUCGACCAUAAGCAGUUUAAUUGAGGACAUAGCAUAACAAAUGAGGGGGCAUCCAGAGAGGCGCUAGGUAACCAAACCAAACCCCUCUAAUAAACACCAUGCUUUUGUGUACUAUUUGUAAAAAUUCACCUGGAAUUGAAGUGGACUAGACUGGAUAUGUCCAGUAUUUUUGCAGAUUCAUAUUGGUGGUGGAAAAGGAAAAUGAAAGUUAGGCUUGACCUUUGCAGUUGUCAUAUUUAGAUAAUUUCUUUCUUUAACCAUUUAAUUGGUAUUGAACAAGCCAAGUUAUAUGUUGUUUAUCUUUUAAUCUAAACCAUAUAAAUUGUAAAGCAUCUCCAGAAAUUAUAUUUUCAUUUUGGGGGGAGAACUUUUGAACUUUUUGGUUUUUUUAAAAAGAAUUGCUUGAAGAACACCUGUGUGUAUACUCAGUUACCUGUGAAAAUGUUUUCUGACUGAAUUGAGACUGAUUUCCCAUGUUAAGGUGGUCCAUUUUGGUUCUUUGUUGUGCCUGAACUCAGUUGAAUUACUCCUCUUAUUUUAAAAUUAAGCAAUUUUAAUUUCUAUUUUCCGUUAAUAUUUAAGAUUUAAUAUUUAGAUUUUUGUUAACGAUUAUACUAUGGGUCUUUUACAUAUACGUGUGUUGACCUACCCCCACAGAAUCUAUCUGGGGAUGGAUUUGCAGUGAUGGGUUUUAAUCUAGGAAGAUUGGGAUGGAGCCUAAGGUGUAAAUGGCACUUAGCAGAAAGAGAAUCCAGUCCCCUAGGAAGAAAAACAUUUUUGUUUGUUUCACAAUUGAAUCUUAGAGCAAGAAAAAAAAAUUAAGAUAUUGAGCAUAUUUAUUAAGCUCUAAGAAAUUAUAAUCUUAAAACUGAGAUUUGUCAAAAAUUGUUAAGAUAUUGAACAUUUUUAUUAGGCUCUAAGAAAUUGUGAUCUUAUAAAUGAAUGAGAUUUGGUAUGAGUUAAUGGACUGUCUUAUCUAUUGAUUGCCUGUCAGUAUAAGUGGUUAAAGAGGUUCUCCCAAUUUUGUUUGAUUAUAUUUAUUUUAUUUUAUUUUUACAUAUCCCUUGCAUAUGCUCCAGGAAAUUCAGUGUGAUCUCCUAAAGCCAUAGCUGAUUUUAAAGCAGAUACUUGCCAUUUUUUCCUGUGGGGAUGAUACUAGACAGUUUUAUGAGAAAAUAAUUACCAACUACCCAAAUACUUACAGAAGAACUAAUUUUUGCAAUAUAUGAUGGGCUCUGACAGAGAAUAAGCCUUAUAAGGAUUUCUGGAUGAGGUGAAUUAUAAUAAUGUAAUUUUGUUACCUAAAGGACUUACAAGAGAUUUACAAAAUUAAGUGAGAUAGUGUAAGAAAGUAACUUUAUUUGUUCUACAUAAUGCAUCAUGAUUCAUCUACAGACAUAGAAAUAUUGUUAAAAUGUAAAAAUAUCACCCAAGAGGCUUUAUGCCCUAUAUUUUUUAAGAUACAGAAUAGUUAUAUUUGAAAUAGCCAUAGCCCUAGUUCUAUAGGGUUUGGCUGUUAAAUAUUUUUAUGAAUGAAAUGUUUAGUUCCAGAAAAGGUAAAUGCUUGUAUAUAUUUUUGCAGCCUGGGGUUCUCCCUUAUUGCAUUUCUUCCUUUAAUUUAAAUGGCCACAUGUAUAUGUCUUUCCUGCUGUACUAGGGAACUGGGGGCUGGAUUUCCCAAGAACCAGAGGUUAUGUGAAAAUACUGCAGAUAUACAGGAAAUACAAAUACCUACCAAAUGAAAUUUUACAUUUGGGUCCAAAUUAAACAAUUGAAAAUAGAUUUGUCGUGUUUAGAGAUUUCUUAAAUCUUAACGAAAAAAUGCUUUUAGAAAGUCCAUUUUCUUUGUAAGCAUUGUAAAUGCUAUAACAAAUCCUGUUAAUUUUUUACCGCAUGUUAUAUUGAAAUAAAAAGGAAGUAAAACAAGCAA